Molecule: messenger RNA, 1082 nt
Organism: Procambarus clarkii (red swamp crayfish)
Lineage: Eukaryota; Metazoa; Arthropoda; Malacostraca; Decapoda; Cambaridae
Source: RefSeq, a predicted model, not a curated record
GACUCGUUAACUGUCAUGUGUGGAGCGGCAGGCUUGUGUUGGUGUUCAGUACUGGGGGAGAAGUGUCAGGUGUGGAGCGGCAGGCUUGUGUUGGUGUUCAGUACUGGGGGAGAAGUGUCAGGUGUGGAGCGGCAGGCUUGUGUUGGUGUUCAGUACUGGGGGAGAAGUGUCAGGUGUGGAGCGGCAGGCUUGUGUUGGUGUUCAGUACUGGGGGAGAAGUGUCAGGUGUGGAGCGGCAGGCUUGUGUUGGUGUUCAGUACUGGGGGAGAAGUGUCAGCGGCGGCGCUCACUGUUGCCUCCUGUCAAGUGAACCCGUGUCCUUUCCCGUACGAGAACUUCGGCACGGACCCGAUGGUGCCCAUGUGUAUAAAGUUCUACAUGACGGAGAAGGGGUUGUGGCACCACAUGAGGGCCCUGUGUCAGGCUGAAGGAGCCAACCUGGCCGAGCUGAGGAACGGUCUUCAUAACUCUGUGUACCAGUACAUCAUGCAGCAUCCAGAUCUCCAGGACGAAGGUUUCUGGAUAGGAGGAACUGACGAAGACCAAGAGGGAAACUGGACGUGGGUCAGUGAUGGCGCAGAUAUGAACAUUUUUAGCCCGGACUGGUACCCGGGCCAGCCCGAUGGAGGCUUGGACGAGAACUACGCCUGCAUCUACACUCCAGACUUCUACUUCCACAGCUGCGCAAACAAUAUCCUCAUCUACGCUCUCUGCCAGAUUUAAUUCUGAAAUAUACGAUUUAAACUGUUCGAAAAUUUUUGUUAUACAGAAUGUUUUUUUGUAUUCCGUCUUCCAAAUUGUGGCAAAUAUUCCAACGAAAUCUUAACUAAUUAAUACAUAUUAAUCACUAUGUUAUCAGCAAAACUGCUCAGGAAUAAUAACUUCUGCUUUUUUCCCACAUCGUGAUUGGUUAUAAGAUGGAAAACAAUGGAAAGUUUUAUGACUAAUUAUACUUCCGUUCACUUAAGUAUUUUUUGCUUCUUAAUAAAAUCUCCUGACGGAAGACAGAGUUUCACAAACACGCCACAAAGACAGCCUAGCAUGUUGUGUGAACAUUUUAAUAAAAUAGUUAUGUAUGUGUA